AUGACACAAUUCGCGCCAUUGAAGAACGAUUUAUUGUUGAGAGCUGCAAGGGGUGAAAAGGUGCAGCGUCCGCCGAUAUGGAUUAUGCGACAGGCUGGCCGCUACCUCCCGGAAUACCACGAAGCCAAGGGCACCCGUGACUUCUUCGAGUGCUGUCGUGACCCCGAAGUUGCCUCAACAAUCACCAUCCAGCCCGUCGACCGAUAUGAGGGCCUUAUCGACGCUGCUAUUAUAUUCUCCGAUAUCCUGGUCAUCCCGCAAGCAAUGGGUAUGACCGUGGAAAUGGUCGAUAAGAAGGGACCUCACUUCCCUGAGCCGCUCAGCUCCCCCACCGACGGACAAUACGAGAAGGUCAUAGCGAAGGAAGUUGACGUCAAGGCGGAAUUAGACUACGUAUACAAGGCGAUCACGCUUACCCGGACGAAACUGAAUGGAAGAGUUCCGCUUAUUGGGUUCUGCGGGGCACCAUGGACGCUGCUUUGCUAUAUGGUUGAGGGUGGUGGCAGCAAGAUGUUUAUUCAGAGCAAGACGUGGGUUUAUAGAUAUCCCAAGGAGUCGCAGGUGCUGCUCCAGAAGAUUGCCGAAAUCUGUGUGGAGUAUCUGGCACUUCAGGUGGCUGCGGGCGCCCAGCUGGUCCAGGUAUUUGACUCCUGGGCCGGAGAGCUGUCGCCGGCGUCCUUUAAGGGAUUCUCUCUGCCGUAUUUGAGACAUAUCUCUGCGAACCUGCCCCGCAGACUAAAGGAGAUGGGUCUGGAACCGGUGCCAAUGACGGUCUUUGCGAAGGGUGCCUGGUAUGCCCUUGACGAUCUUUGCGAAUCGGGAUAUAAUGUUGUUGGGCUGGACUGGUUGCAUGACCCGGCUGAGGCGUUCAAGAUCGCCAACGGGAGGGUGACAAUUCAGGGCAACGCUGACCCCGGUGUUCUCUAUGGAGGCCGCGAGGCUAUUACCCAGGCUGUGGAGACGAUGGCCGAUGGAUUUAAGAAGGGAAAGCAAGGAUGGAUUGCCAACUUGGGCCAUGGUGUCACACCCUUUGUGAAACCCGAUGAUCUCAAAUUCUACUUUGAGGAGAUUCAUCGGCUCACGGCCGACUAA
This is a messenger RNA of Aspergillus puulaauensis, 1092 nucleotides long. RefSeq names its product uroporphyrinogen decarboxylase HEM12 (gene HEM12). The transcript is spliced from 4 exons. Lineage: Eukaryota; Fungi; Ascomycota; Eurotiomycetes; Eurotiales; Aspergillaceae. Gene Ontology annotation, molecular function: uroporphyrinogen decarboxylase activity. The record is from RefSeq and is a predicted model, not a curated record. Gene Ontology annotation, biological process: heme biosynthetic process. Gene Ontology annotation, cellular component: cytosol. The coding region runs from base 1 to 1092 and encodes 363 amino acids.